Kwoniella botswanensis is the source of this 789-nucleotide messenger RNA. RefSeq lists its product as uncharacterized. The record is from RefSeq and is a predicted model, not a curated record. The transcript is spliced from 3 exons. Lineage: Eukaryota; Fungi; Basidiomycota; Tremellomycetes; Tremellales; Cryptococcaceae. Bases 1 to 789 code for a protein of 262 amino acids.
AUGACAUCCCAAGUACAAGAGAAUACUCCGACGUCAGACUGGGAGACCGUAAGGUCGACCAUGACGAUGUCGGAGGCCUGUGCGUGGGAAUCACUCGAUGUUGAAUCCGUGAUUGAUGGGGUUUGCCACCCCGUAUCCACCACCUCCCCCCAACCUCCUCUUGGUCUCGAGGUUUCACCUCCUCGAACUAUCAGAGUGACCGCCUCCCCUCUCCCCUCUCCUCCCUCGACUCCUCCUUUCACUCCUUUCGCAGUCUUCUCGACUGAGGAGAUGAACAGAGUUCCUCUUCCCUCCUUCUCGAUGCCUCUCCGUUCCGACCCUCCCCCACCCCCUCAACCAUGUCCUCCAGAGAUCCCCAGAGAGGACUCCAUGCCUGUUUCUGUAGGAGUGAGACAGUCGGUAGAAGGUGGCGACCGAACGGUUGGUGGCAGUGGCACCGGAGGUGAAGGAAGUGCCUCGAGCACUAAAGAGGAGAAGAAAAGAAAGAGUGGAGACUUGUCCUCUUCGGGGGACGAGUCUUCAGGGCCAGUGACUCCUAAGAAGAGAGUCACGUACUUGCCCACCCCUUCUCCCUCUCCCACCAAGAGGAAGAGAGGGCGACCGCCCAAGCCGGUCGCACCUCCUCCUCCUCUCUUCUCGGGUGCGUCUGUGGUGCCAACACCGCAGACGUUCUGGGAGGUGAUCGAGGCCCAAUCCUGGGAUGAGAUCGACAGGAUCACCAGGAAAGGGUGGAAGGUACCUCAACGAGGACCGGCCAGGGAAGUAUGGUCUAGGAAAGAGGAUGAGUAG